Chanos chanos (milkfish) is the source of this 417-nucleotide messenger RNA. RefSeq names its product cilia and flagella associated protein 144 (gene cfap144). The transcript has 4 exons. Gene Ontology annotation, cellular component: ciliary base. The record is from RefSeq and is a predicted model, not a curated record. Bases 1 to 417 code for a protein of 138 amino acids. Lineage: Eukaryota; Metazoa; Chordata; Actinopteri; Gonorynchiformes; Chanidae.
AUGGCAGCACCGGCUAAAUCAAGAGAGAAAGACCCUGUGAAUAUAGUUCACCAAAAUGCCAUUCAUGCAGAGACGAUUAUGAAGGAGCAGAGGAGUCAAAAACUUUAUACCAAGUUCAGCAUAAAUCCUUACAAAAAACUUCAUGUAUUGACGGAUAAGCCGAUGUCGGGGAACACGCACGAACAAGCAGAGGAAGACCACUCUUUCCUCAAAUCCAUCCACGGGGCACGUUUGGAGCCAACAAAGAAAUACACCCAUCCACACACCGAGGCUCAAGAAAUAGGCUGGAUAUCGACACCACUGGUCGUCUCGGAUCGCAACGACCGAAGGCUCCACUUUCCAAGGCAGAACUCGGACAUCACCAAAUACAUGGACGCAGCAUGGCGCCUAAAAGAACAAACCCAGAACCUCGGCUGA